Molecule: messenger RNA, 2232 nt
Organism: Aspergillus tanneri
Lineage: Eukaryota; Fungi; Ascomycota; Eurotiomycetes; Eurotiales; Aspergillaceae
Gene: STT3
Product: dolichyl-diphosphooligosaccharide--protein glycosyltransferase subunit STT3
Exons: 6
Coding region: 1-2232 (743 amino acids)
Biological process (GO): post-translational protein modification
Cellular component (GO): membrane
Molecular function (GO): dolichyl-diphosphooligosaccharide-protein glycotransferase activity
Source: RefSeq, a predicted model, not a curated record
AUGGCCGAAUCUCCCGUCGAUGUCCUCCUGAAGGGCAACUCCGGUAGAAACACUCGCGGCCUGCUACGGAUUAUCAUCCUAGCUACUAUUGCGGCCGCUGCCGUGUCUAGUCGACUGUUCAGUGUGAUCCGAUUCGAAAGUAUCAUUCACGAAUUCGAUCCCUGGUUUAAUUUCCGGGCCACAAAAUACCUGGUUCAGAAUGGGUUUUACAGCUUCUGGGAUUGGUUCGAUGACCGAACAUGGCAUCCCUUGGGACGUGUUACCGGUGGGACAUUGUAUCCAGGCCUCAUGGUUACCAGUGGUGUGAUUUACCACAUCCUGCGAUUUCUGACUAUCCCCGUCGAUAUUCGCAAUAUCUGUGUCCUUCUUGCUCCGGGCUUCUCCGGUCUGACUGCGUUUGCAAUGUAUCUGCUGACCUGCGAAAUGUCUACGUCGCCAUCGGCUGGUCUCCUUGCGGCUGGCUUCAUGGGCAUUGUACCGGGGUACAUCUCCCGAUCGGUUGCGGGAAGCUAUGAUAACGAAGCCAUUGCCAUUUUCCUUCUGGUGUUUACCUUCUUCCUAUGGAUUAAGGCUGUUAAGAACGGCUCCAUCAUGUGGGGCGCUCUGACUGCGCUCUUCUACGGUUACAUGGUGUCGGCCUGGGGUGGGUAUGUUUUCAUCACCAAUCUGAUCCCGUUGCAUGUCUUUGUGCUCCUCUGCAUGGGAAGAUAUAGCUCCCGGAUCUAUAUCAGCUACACCACAUGGUACGCCCUGGGUACUCUCGCCAGCAUGCAAAUUCCAUUCGUUGGAUUUCUGCCAAUUCGGAACAGUGACCACAUGUCCGCUUUGGGCGUAUUUGGAUUGCUCCAGUUUGUAGCGUUUGCCGAAUUCGUUCGCGGUUUCAUUCCGGGCAAGCAAUUCCAGCGGCUUCUUACCGCCACGAUCAUUAUCGUCUUCAGUCUUGGUCUCGGUGGACUCAGCGCACUGUCUGUGUCUGGAGUGAUUGCCCCUUGGAGUGGUCGGUUCUACUCUCUGUGGGAUACCAGCUAUGCUAAAAUCCAUAUUCCCAUUAUUGCCUCGGUUUCGGAGCAUCAGCCGACUGCUUGGCCCGCAUUCUUCUUCGAUCUGAACUUCUUGAUCUGGCUCUUCCCCGCCGGUGUCUACCUGUGUUUCCGCGACCUCAAGGACGAACAUGUCUUCGUCAUUAUUUACUCGGUGCUUGCCAGUUACUUUGCGGGCGUCAUGGUGCGACUUAUGUUGACUCUGACUCCCAUAGUGUGCGUUGCCGCGGCUCUAGUGCUCUCCUCGAUCCUUGAUACCUACGUGUUUGCGUCGCCCGGACCGAACCCUAGACAAAAGGCGAAUGAGGAGGCUGCUGCUUCAAAUGGCCUGCGCUCCGCAAGGACACCAACCGUUGGCAUUAGCUCGUACCUGUCCAAGGCCGUUGUCACGUCAUCUGUGGUCGUGUACCUGCUUCUUUUUGUUGCCCACUGCACCUGGGUCACAUCCAAUGCCUAUUCCUCGCCGUCUGUUGUCCUGGCUAGCCGGAUGCCAGAUGGAAGCCAGUUCAUUAUCGACGAUUACCGUGAGGCAUACUACUGGCUUCGACAGAAUACUCCUCAGGACGCCAAAAUCAUGUCCUGGUGGGAUUAUGGUUACCAGAUCGGUGGCAUGGCGGAUCGCCCGACUCUGGUUGACAACAACACAUGGAACAACACGCACAUUGCCACGGUUGGCAAGGCUAUGAGCUCCCGCGAGGAAGUCAGCUAUCCUAUUCUCCGCCAACACGACGUAGAUUACGUGCUGGUGGUCUUUGGUGGGCUGCUGGGCUACUCCGGCGAUGACAUCAACAAGUUCCUCUGGAUGGUCCGAAUUGCGGAGGGUAUCUGGCCCGACGAGGUCAAGGAACGGGAUUUUUUCACUGCCCGGGGCGAAUAUCGGGUGGACGACGAGGCCACCCCAACCAUGCGCAACAGCUUGAUGUACAAAAUGUCAUACUACAACUACAACUCGAUGUUCCAGCCUGGCCAGGCCGUUGACCGUGUCCGUGGCUCCCGGCUCCCCGCCGAAGGACCCCAGCUCUCGACGCUGGAGGAAGCGUUCACCAGCGAAAACUGGAUCAUCCGUAUCUACAAGGUCAAGGAUCUGGAUAAUCUAGGCCGGGAUCACGGUAGCGCCAUGGCCUUUGAUCGGGGCCAGAAGCGGAAAAGGGCGACCAAGAAGCGAGGACGGCGUGUCUUGCGAACUGAAUGA